Molecule: messenger RNA, 975 nt
Organism: Colossoma macropomum (tambaqui)
Lineage: Eukaryota; Metazoa; Chordata; Actinopteri; Characiformes; Serrasalmidae
Product: olfactory receptor 146-like
Exons: 2
Coding region: 1-975 (324 amino acids)
Biological process (GO): G protein-coupled receptor signaling pathway
Cellular component (GO): membrane
Molecular function (GO): olfactory receptor activity; G protein-coupled receptor activity
Source: RefSeq, a predicted model, not a curated record
AUGGCCUACUGUUUUUGUGGGUUUGCAAGAGUGAUGGAAAACAGAACAGAUACAAACCAAAUUCUUAAGAUUGAAGGACUGAGGGUCACGUAUCAAUCUGCUUAUCCAGUGUUUAUUCUUCUUUUGUUAGUGUACCUUUUCAUAAUGGUAUCCAACAUUGGGCUUAUUGCCCUGAUAUCGGUGGAGAAAGCUUUGCACAAACCCAUGUACCUCUUUUUCUGUAACCUUCCUCUGAAUGAUGUACUUGGUACUACUGUAGUGGUGCCUGCUUUGCUCAAAGACAUUUUUAGAGAAGAAUCAGACAGGUAUAUCAGCUAUGUCGCUUGUGUGAUUCAAGCUUAUGGUAUUCACAUGUUUAGUACAAGUGCACACACCAUAUUAAUGAUAAUGGCUUUUGACAGGUAUGUGGCCAUAUGCAACCCCUUAAGAUACAACAGUAUAAUGACCAACAAAAUGGUUGUUAAACUGACUGCAUUAGCAUGGGUAAUAGCCAUCGUACCAGUUGGAAUUGUUUUGGGCCUCAGUAUCAGACUAUCACACUGUAGUUCAACUAUUUCAAAUCCGUUCUGUGACAACGCUUCUCUUUUUAAACUGUCUUGCGAGAACCUGUUAGUUAAUCAGGUUGUCGGCUUGUUUACCUCUGUUGCGCUCUGGGGCACAUCAAUGUCAUGCAUUGCUCUCACUUACCUAAAAAUUGCUGUUGUGUGUGUAAAGAGUGGAAACAGUGCUCUGCAGAGUAAGGCUAUGAAAACGUGCAGCACGCAUCUGAUCGUGUACCUCAUUAUCCUUGGAUGUGGAAUGACUGCAAUCAUUCUGCAUCGUUUCCCUGCUUAUGCAGAACUUGGAAAAGUGGCCAGUGUUUUGUUUUAUGUUAUUCCUUGUGCUCUUAACCCCAUCAUAUACGGACUUCAAACCAAAGAAAUAAGGCAGUGGCUUCAGCAGAUUCCUUGGAAAAGGAAAGUGAUUCCAGAAUGA